Molecule: messenger RNA, 1716 nt
Organism: Lachancea nothofagi CBS 11611
Lineage: Eukaryota; Fungi; Ascomycota; Saccharomycetes; Saccharomycetales; Saccharomycetaceae
Source: the annotation of a GenBank genome assembly
AUGUCCGAUAUUGAUGAAGAUCUGUUGGCCUUAGCCGGUGUGAGUAGUGGGGAAGAAGAAGAAGAAGUCACUAUUGGAACGGCCAAAAAGAGGUCGAAAUCCGAAAACAAUACCGCUAAUAAGAGACGUAUUGUGGAUGAAGACGAAGAAGAACAAGAAAGCAAUGACGAAGACCAGGAUGAUUAUAAUCCGCAAGGAACUGGUUACGAUUUAAGAGCUGAUUCUGGAAUUGAAGAAGAGGGCGAUGGAGAGGAGGAGUCUAACCCUUUUCCCCUAGAGGGCAAAUAUCUAAACGAACAAGACCGGACACAGCUCGAAUCCCUACCAGAAAUGGAGCGUGAAACACUGCUGUUCGAAAGAUCUCAAAUAAUGCAGAAAUAUCAGGAACGCCGUGUAUUGAAGGAACGUGCCAGAAGUAUAAGAGAGCAGCAGCAAAAGCGCCAAUCACAGAAGGAGGGGUCCAAGACACGCUCUUCUGGCAGGUCGAGCCGCACAACAGGCCAUAGUGACCUUAAAGAAUCGCGUCUCUCAGAGCUCAAGAAGCAGCGUGCUAAAAAAAGCGGAACCUAUGAUUACAGUGAUGAGGAGGAAGAGGGUGAAGAAGAAGGUGGAGACGAGGGAGAGGAUGAGUAUGGCUACCGCGAUGAUGAGGAAGCAGAAAGUGAAGACGACUACGAACCGCUUUACAAGCGUGGUAAAGAUUCUGGCGAGGACGAAGAACUCAAGUGGGCUGAAGAUGAGGAUUUGGACCGUGAACCAGACUUGGAAGACUUCAAUAAGGUAAAAAUAGGGCGUUCCUUUGUUAGCAAGUUUUGUUUCUACCCAGAUUUCAAUGACAUAGUCAAGGGUUGUUACGGUAGAGUCAAUAUUGGUGUUGACAAGCGUAGUGGACAGACAAUGUACCGCAUGGUCAAAAUUGAAAGGAUAUUUUUGCAAAAACCUUACAACAUGGGUAAGUUCUUUACAAAUCAAUACAUGGGUGUGACCCAAGGUAAAGAUCGUAAAGUUUUCCAGAUGAACUUUUUUAGCGAUGGCGCUAUAACUCGGCCAGAGUUUGAAAGAUAUCUGAAAUCUCUUGAGAAACAAGAAAUCAACAAGCCAUCCAUUUACAUUUUGAACAAUAAAUCGAACGAAAUCAGCAGCUUUGUUUCACAGCCGGUAACGUCUAAGUUAACUGACGAGCUGGUCCGUAAUAGAAUGGUAUUCAACAAAAAGUUAUCAGGCACUAACGCUGUGUUGGAGAAAACAAUACUGAGGGACAAGCUACAACACGCAAAAGAGUCUGGUGUAGAAAGGGACGUCGCCAAGUAUUCGUCACAACUGAGGAACUUGGAAAAGCGUUUAUCAUCUUACGAAAAACAUCACGAAAACGACCAGGCUGGCAUGAAAAAACUUGGCGCCCUUACUUCUAAAAACAGAAGAGUUAAUAUGGAUAAGGGUAAGAAUGUCGAUACUGUCAAGAAAGAAGAUACGCCAUUUGAUGCCAAAACUGAUCCCUUCAGCAGAUUGAAGACGAGGACCAAAAUUUACUACCAGGAGCUGCAGAGAGAGGAAAACGAGAAGGCUAAGGAGAUCGCUCGUCAAGAUCAACUCAAGAAGGGGGCCUUUGAUACAGCCGAAAAGGAGCGUAAACUUCUUUUAGCCAAGUUCAAAAAUCUCGGUGGUCUCGAGGAAAUUGUCAGCGGGAUGGAUUUCCAAUUAAAUCUGGGUCUCUAA